Aureobasidium vineae is the source of this 231-nucleotide messenger RNA. The record is from the annotation of a GenBank genome assembly. NCBI's taxonomy places the organism in Eukaryota, Fungi, Ascomycota, Dothideomycetes, Dothideales, Saccotheciaceae.
AUGAACCAGUCAGCAGUGCUGCUAUGGCCUUACUGGCAGAGAGCAGUCCCGUCCCUUGUGUUACUCUUUCUCAUGAUCUUGACGGUCGGCGCAGAAAACUGUGGAAAGCCAUUCUCGAUGCCGGUCACGAACGUAGCUCUCACCAACGGAACACGCAUGCGCGGAGUUCAGAUUGGAGUUGGCUCAUCUGAACAAGCUCUGGCUAUGGUGCCAUCUUUGUGCGUUAACUAA